AAGACAACAAUGGAUGGUCCCUGCAAUUUGAUAAACAUUAUACAAAGGACAAAUACAAUAAACUGAAAUCUCUGUAUGCAUUUCAGACAAAGACACCUGAGUGCUUGGCUGGUGCUGUGCCAGCAGAGUGCACCUGCCAAAGGCUGGAGGUCUUCUGCGAUGCUGCCAAAUUGCGUGCGGUCCCCUCAGUCUCUUCAAACAUAACCAUAAUGUCUCUUCAGAGGAAUCUGCUAAGGAAACUUUCUGCUGACAUUUUCAAGAAAUAUCAAGACCUUAAAAAUCUCUAUCUUCAGAAUAACAGAAUCAGAGCUGUAUCUGAACGCGCUUUCAAAGGUUUAUACAACUUGACAAAACUAUACCUGAGUAACAACAAGAUAACCAGUUUGAAGCCUGGCGUCUUUGCAGAUCUCCACAGACUUGAAUGGCUGAUAAUUGAAAAUAAUAAGAUAAAUCGGAUCUCUCCAUUAACAUUUUACGGACUCAAAUCACUUAUUCUCCUAGAGAUGAUGAAUAAUUCUCUUUCUCGUUUGCCUGAUAAACCUCUGUGCCAAUAUAUGCCAAGACUAAACUGGCUAGAUCUUGAAGGCAACCAUAUCCAUCAUGUAAGAAAUGUCACUUUCAUCUCCUGCAACACUCUAACUGUACUGGUGAUGAGACGAAAUAAAAUCAGCUCUUUAAAUGAAAACAGCUUUUCUUCUCUCCAGUUGUUAGAUGAAUUAGAUUUGGCUAGCAACAAGAUUGAAUCACUUCCUCCAUAUAUUUUUAAGGAUCUAAAGGAGCUUUCACAACUGUAA
Tauraco erythrolophus (red-crested turaco) is the source of this 794-nucleotide messenger RNA. NCBI's taxonomy places the organism in Eukaryota, Metazoa, Chordata, Aves, Musophagiformes, Musophagidae. The record is from RefSeq and is a predicted model, not a curated record.